Knipowitschia caucasica is the source of this 966-nucleotide messenger RNA. NCBI's taxonomy places the organism in Eukaryota, Metazoa, Chordata, Actinopteri, Gobiiformes, Gobiidae. The record is from the annotation of a GenBank genome assembly.
AUGUGUGGUCUGCGAUUUAUCAGCUACAGCCUGGAGCAUUGCUGGAGCCUCAACAAACCGAGGCGCAUAGUGCAGCUAUGUUGGUUAUUUUCCUAUACUUUCUACCACCCUUUUUUCUACAAUGGACCUAUUAUUGGGUACAAAGACUACAUCCAGCAGAUCAAACAACCAGUUGAAGACCUGGGCAGAGAUUGGGCUGUGCUUAAAUUCCUUAUUUUUCGAAUAUUGAGAAUUAUACUGUGGUGGGGUAUUGCUGAAUACAUGCUCCAUUCCAUGUAUAUGCACUCAAUUCAGAGCAAUGAGACCUACUUGGAGAUACUUCCUCCUUGGGCGCUCGGUGGCCUGGCACUAGCCCUUGUCCAGUUCUUCUAUGUCAAGUAUUUGGUCUUUUUUGGCUUGCCAUCCAUGCUGGCAAUGAUGGACGGACUGAUCCCCCCAAAGCUCCCUCGUUGUGUUAGCAUCAUGCGCACUUUCACUGGAAUGUGGAGGCAUUUUGAUGAGGGCCUUUAUCGGUGGCUCAUCAGAUACAUCUAUGUGCCGUUGGGAGGUUCUCGCCACGGUCCUCUUCACAAAGUGUUGUCCAGUGCUUUGGCGUUUGCAUUUGUCUGUCUGUGGCACGGCGGCCAUGACUACUUGCAGUACUGGGCUCUGAUGAACUGGGCCGGGGUGAUGGUGGAGAGUGCAAUGCAGACGCUCUUAUCCUCAUCACUAAUUCAGCCUUUUAUUGAGCGACAUUUUUCCGCAGCCAUGAAAAGACGUUGCGUUGCUCUUCUUUGUGCCUUUUCCACCGCCAUGCUCAUCCUGUCAAAUCUGAUAUUCCUCGGAGGGAUCCAUGUGGGAAGAAUCUUCUGGAAACGCCUUUUUGUUCAAGGCUGGUCGACUGUGGCACCUCCCAUGCUGGCCUUUCUCUAUUGUUUUGCACAGAUUGGACUGGAGCGGACUCCUGCCCAGCACGAGUCACCUUGA